Etheostoma cragini (Arkansas darter) is the source of this 795-nucleotide messenger RNA. Its product is annotated as glutathione peroxidase 7-like. Bases 77 to 442 code for a protein of 121 amino acids. The record is from RefSeq and is a predicted model, not a curated record. Gene Ontology annotation, molecular function: glutathione peroxidase activity. Gene Ontology annotation, biological process: response to oxidative stress. The transcript has 2 exons. NCBI's taxonomy places the organism in Eukaryota, Metazoa, Chordata, Actinopteri, Perciformes, Percidae.
CCGUGGUCCCGGAGAGGAGAUCCAGGAGUUUGAGGAACUCUCCAGCUGUUGCGUUAUUGGCAGUCAGACCGUAAAGAUGCUUCCCAGAGCGCUCGCGGUGCUAAUCUCUGUAUUCAGCCUCACGGAGAGCAAACAGAAAGACUUGUACACUUUUAAAGUAGUGAACAGCAGGGGGAAGUUAGUGUCCCUGGAAAAAUACCGGGGUUCGGUAAGUCUGGACCUGAACAGUGUUUUAAAUUGUGAAGGCUGUCACUUCUUCUUCUUCUUUCAUACUUCAGAGUCUUCUGGAAAGGAGCCCGACUGGAACUUCUGGAAGUAUCUCAUCGAUGUAAACGGCAAAGUGGUGGAUGCAUGGGGGCCGAAGGUUUCUGUCAAAGAAAUCCAACCCAAAAUAGCUGAAAUGGUGCGGCAGAUCAUCCUAAAGAAGAAAGAAGAGCUUUAACCCCCCGUUAAAAAGACCCCUUAGUGUUAGUGUUAGACUUAAAUUCACUGCUGCAUAACCCAAUACAGAGAUCAACUGAAUCCAUUUAUUGUGCUUGGACAAUCUGACUUGGUUAGAAUAAACCGUUAAAUUCACGUCACAUAGUGAAAGCAAGUGCCCCUGUCUCUCUGAAAGCACUGACGACACACCACUAGCUUUUUAAAUUCAAUGUUAAGUUUAAUGUCCGGUGGAUGAGAUUUGAAGCUGCAGCUUUAAGCCAAAGAGCUCCGGUCUUCCGUCAUGUGGGUUAUGUGAUUGGUUUUUUAUAUUCAUUGUGAUUAUUGGAAUAAACCUUUACUGUGAUGAGAGUGAUA